Molecule: messenger RNA, 675 nt
Organism: Zophobas morio
Lineage: Eukaryota; Metazoa; Arthropoda; Insecta; Coleoptera; Tenebrionidae
Gene: CCAP
Product: cardioactive peptide
Exons: 3
Coding region: 31-534 (167 amino acids)
Source: RefSeq, a predicted model, not a curated record
GCGAUUUGCCGACCUCAGCCCUCAACCUGGAUGAUGCAUCCGCCAGAUUCCCCACGAAUGCUCUUAUUAGCUUUUCAAUGGGAUCAUUUUGCUGGAGAAAACAUGACCAUGGUCACAUUCUUCGUUAUCUGCAUCGCGGCCGUGCUCACCGCCGAGACACAGAGCCUCUUCUUGCCCAAGAGCGUGGCGCAGAACCUGGGGGCCCGGGAGCGCGUCAUCGAACCGAAGAAGAGGCCCUUCUGCAACGCUUUCACAGGCUGCGGCCGCAAGCGGUCCAACCUACCACCUCUCCCGGAGCAGCGCGAACUAACCGACGAAUCCAUAGGGAGCCUUUUAGAAUUGAGUGCGGAACCGGCGAUCGAGGAUCUCUCCAGACAAAUCAUGUCGGAGGCCAAGCUGUGGGAGGCAAUCCAGGAAGCUAACAUGGAGUUGAGUCGACGUCGGCAGGAGUCUGCCGAAAGCUCGGAAGAGGACGUUGCUGUUCCUGCUCGCAGCGCCGCAGGUUCCUGCGCUCUACCUCCUUGCUAUAUUUAAUCUCAAACAUCUCUCAUAUUUGAGACAUUUAAUAAGAUUAUGUUAGAUCGAGACAAUGUAUGUAUUGGCAUAAAUUAUUUUGCGACGAGUGUAACUGAUGCUUUUUUGUAAAUUUCGAUUUUGAAUAAAGCCAUAACGAUA